AUGCUUCUCUCGCCUCCCCGCACGUGCUCCUCUCGCCUCCCCUCGCGAGCUCCUCUCGCCCCCCCGCGCGCGGCUCUUGCCUCCCAGCGCAUCCUCUUCUCGCCUCACCUUGCGUGCUCCACUCGCCUCCCCGCGCUUGCUCCUCUCUCCUCACCUUUCGGCGUGACCGCACCGCGCCGCGCGUGCGCCUCUCUCCACGCCUUGCGUGCUCCUAUCGCCUCCCCGCCCGUGCUCCUCCCUCCUCACCUUGCUUGCUUCUCUCGCCUCCCCGCGCGUGCUCCUCUCUCCUCACCCUCCGUGCUCCUCUUGCCUCCCCGCGCGUGCUCCUCUCUCCUCACCUUGCGUGCUCCUAUCGCCUCCCCGCGCGUGCCCCUCUCUCCUCACCUUGCGUGCUCCUCUCUCUUCCCUGCGCGUGCUCCUCUCUCCUCACCUUGCGUGCUCCUCUCUCCUCACCUUGCGGGCUCCUCUUGCCUCCAUCACAAUGUUCCUGCCUUUUUGUGGGGAGUGAGUGAAGCAGCAGGGGUGAUGGGGAUGGGGCGAGCGAAAAACAGCAAGGGUGAUUGGCAGAUGGGGGAUGGAUGUGGCAAGGGAGUGAGUGAAGCAGCAGGGGUGAUGGGGAUGGGGCGAGAAAAAAACAGCAAGGGUGAUAGGCAGAUGGGGGAUGGAUGUGGCAAGGGAGUGAGUGAAGCAGCAGGGGUGAUGGGGAUGGGGCGAGCGAAAAACAGCAAGGGUGAUUGGCAGAUGGGGGAUGUAUGUGGCAGGGGAGUGAGUGAAGCAGCAGGGGUGAUGGGGAUGGGGCGAGCGAAAAACAGCAAGGGUGAUUGGCAGAUGGGGGAUGUAUGUGGCAGGGGAGUGAGUGAAGCAGCAGGGGUGAUGGGGAUGGGGCGAGCGAAAAAAGCAUGGUGGGAAAUGGAGUGA
Closterium sp. NIES-65 is the source of this 918-nucleotide messenger RNA. The record is from the annotation of a GenBank genome assembly. NCBI's taxonomy places the organism in Eukaryota, Viridiplantae, Streptophyta, Zygnematophyceae, Desmidiales, Closteriaceae.